Messenger RNA from Clonostachys rhizophaga, 1161 nucleotides. The record is from the annotation of a GenBank genome assembly. Lineage: Eukaryota; Fungi; Ascomycota; Sordariomycetes; Hypocreales; Bionectriaceae.
AUGAGCCAUGCUGCAUCUAUCGCAGAGGUGAACCCUGCGGACGCCCCAAGGCAUCACGCGAGUACGACCGCGAGCAAAAAGAAUGCGCAGAUUAUACAGCAUGCCGACGGCCAUGGCGCAACCGACGCCGCAAUCCGCAAGCAGACGAGAAGCUUGGAUUAUAUAUGGCGAUCGGGAGUAGCGGGAGGCCUCGCAGGCUGUGCGGCCAAAACCCUCGUCGCGCCCCUCGAUCGGGUAAAGAUUCUCUUCCAGGCGAGCAAUCCUCAGUUCGCGAAAUACACGGGUUCCUGGUUCGGCGUGGCCACGGCUAUGAAAGACAUCUACCACCAGGAUGGAUCCCGAGGUCUCUUCCGAGGCCACUCAGCGACUCUCCUUCGCAUAUUCCCAUACGCCGCCAUCAAAUUUCUGGCGUACGAACAAAUUCGGUCUAUCAUCAUCCCGAGCCACAAGCAUGAAACGUCCCUAAGAAGACUGCUAAGUGGAAGUCUUGCCGGAGUCACCUCUGUCUUCUUCACAUAUCCUCUAGAAGUUAUUAGAGUCCGAUUGGCUUUCGAGACGAAGCAGAAUAGCCGGUCAUCCCUGUCUUCCAUAUGUCGAGAUAUAUACAACGAGCAGCCCGUUCAUAAAGGCGCAGCGGCAAGACUACCCCACGCCCCAGAGCCAAUUGCCGCUGCUGCCGAGAAACUCCAAGCCGUAACCCCCAGGGUUGGCAUCAUCAACUUUUACCGCGGAUUCUUGCCUACUCUUUUGGGUAUGCUUCCAUAUGCUGGCAUAUCCUUCCUCACACACGAUACGGUCAGCGACAUGCUGCGAUCCCCAUCGCUAGCCCAGUACACCACUCUGCCGAAGAAGUUGACACACCCGACCAACAAGCCAGCACCCCUUCGCUCGUGGGCUGAACUGACAGCAGGAGGCAUUGCUGGUCUUCUGUCCCAGACAGCCUCUUAUCCGCUAGAGGUCAUUCGACGACGCAUGCAAGUGAGCGGUGCAGUCGGCGAUGGACGGCGCCUCAGAAUCUCUGAAACGGCCGCCAUGAUUAUGCGGGAAAGAGGCUUCCAGGGAUUCUUUGUGGGAUUGACAAUUGGCUAUGUCAAGGUUAUCCCAAUGACAGCUGUCGCGUUCUUCACGUACGAAAGAAUGAAGCUGGCUCUUGGUAUCUAG